AACUCCCUUCCACAUUGCUGUAUUCGCUGUGAAACGAAUCGUAGAGCAGAAUGUCGGAUACGAAGGAAAAUGAUUCUAGUCAAAAGGGCCAAGAUACCUCGCGGGACACGGAGUUAGAUGACCUGCUCGACAGUGCCCUGGAGGAUUUCAACAAACACAAAGAUGAUUCCGCCAAACCAAGCGCAUCCGGGGCGACGGGUGGUUCGGGAAAACCAGGCGACCAGGUUCCUUCCGCGGCCCAGCUGUUAAUCGACCUGAAGGCAGCGGGAGACGACUACGAAAAAACCAUGGCCGCAAUAUUUGGCUGCGACGGCGAUAAAAGCGACAACGCUUGGGAUGCAACGUUGCUUGGGAUGCAACGGAUCGCUGAAGCGGCCAGUUUGGCGAUACGCUCCGAAAACACUACAGACGAGGCCACGCCAGCGAACACACUGGACCCGGCCAUUAGCCAAACCAUCAACGACGCGCUGAAGGCGAUGAGCGAGGGCCAAGAUAACCUCCAGUCCCCAUUCAGCCCCGAGGAGAUCGCGAACAUAUUCGGUAACAUCGAUCUGAACGCGACGGGUGAAAACAAUGCAUUUCUGCCGUUCAUGCAUAAGAUGAUGCAGAGCCUGCUGUCGCCCGACGUACUGCUACCCUGCAUACGGGAAUUGGUUGAAAGGUACCCCGCAUGGUUGACCGAACACGGUCCGAGUCUUCCCGAAGAGGAGCGAGAGUUGUACGAGAAGCAGCUGAAGCUGCUGAAAGAGGUCUCGGUAGAGCUGCAGAAGGAAAAGGAGGACGACCCGGAAGAUGUGAAACGGGCAUUGUUUCAGAGCGUGCUGGAUAAGAUGCAAGCCCUGCAGGAUCUGGGCUCACCGCCGGCCGAACUGGUGGGCGAUAUAGCGCCUGGCAAUCCGCCAAUGCUCGAUCCGUCGUUAUUAAAUGAGCAGAAUCCCUGCCCGAUGAGUUAACUCGAAGGGGAAAGCCCCUGAAAUAAUCCCCAUACACGGAGCGGCCAAUAUAUACACUACGCUGUGUGGUUUUCCACGCAAAGGAUACAACGUUUCAGGGGUAAUGUGGCAAGUGACUAGCAGAUGAAGCGGAGCUGUCGUGAGGCUGCUGCUUUUCGCGGCAUUAAUAGGGUUGGUUGUAGGUUUCAUUUGGUUUCUUUGCUAGAAAGCAAAAUUAUUCAGUGCGGGCUUGGGCUUUGUUAUGACUCAAAUAAAAUGAUCAAACAUACGCGGCAAACAUUACCGGGUGAGGAACAUGAUCUGGUCUGGAAACUGAUAGGUUGAGCUAAAACGAGUGUAAAACAACCUUCGCAUUUGUUGUUGCUUCAUUUUCAACUACCAUAUCCUGUCGGGUUGCAUAGCAUUUCAUCAAACGCCAAAUUAACCUUUUUCUCGCUCGAACACGCGAUGCACGUGACAGAUUUUUGCUUCUUUACAUAAUAUUAAUUUUAUUUCAGGUGUUUCUUUUGCUUCCCUUCGCUUACGUGUGUUGAUAUUGAAGAGAAAGCCUAGCAAUAAACGAAUAGCUUUAAUUCUAAUGUAACCCCCGGCUUACGGAUGCGUUGAAUUUAUCCUAUUACUUUGCUAUUGUGUUGUGGGUGGAUUGA
Molecule: messenger RNA, 1600 nt
Organism: Anopheles nili
Lineage: Eukaryota; Metazoa; Arthropoda; Insecta; Diptera; Culicidae
Gene: Pex19
Product: peroxisomal biogenesis factor 19
Exons: 3
Coding region: 51-953 (300 amino acids)
Biological process (GO): protein import into peroxisome membrane
Cellular component (GO): peroxisome; peroxisomal membrane
Source: RefSeq, a predicted model, not a curated record